AUGGAGGUGGUCUAUCAUGAACUAUCUUCGGGAAAAGAUACUAGUUUGUCUCAGGUUUUGUCGGAGUGGAGCAGAAGAUACGAAGAAAAGUAUGCCGCUUUACAGCGUCGGUUUUCUGGAUUAUGUAGCGGAGAAAACUACGGUAUUACGAACACAUCUAGACCAAGGUCUGGGGACAUAAGACAGCCGUCGUACAACGAACUUUUGGAAGAAAUACAGAGUGCAUUACAGCUGAAGGCAAAUCUUUCUGUUGAGUUAGAAGCACUGCAACAAAUUCGUUCGGAAUUAGAAGAUUCGGAAUGCAUGUCUGAAGUCCAUUUUCGUUUGGAACGAGCCACCGAAAAUAACCGACGUCUGCAUGCAGCUUUACAGGCGGCGGAUGAACAAAUUACAGAGCUUGUACUUAGUAAAAGGUUGCUAGAAGCUCAGAUGAAUGAGUUGCGUAAUAGUCGGGAUGCAGAACUUGUGGAAGCCAAAGAACGUGUUCGAGCAGCGGAACGUGCAGUUAUUGCUGCCACACGUAGCGUUAAUUCAUGCAAACCUGUGAGUGAAAAGGAUAAACAAACUCACUCAAAAGAACCAGGGGUUCUUAGUCAACAGAAUGUUAUUUCAAAUCCAACCCAAUCUUUCAUGCCUUUAGCUUUCAAGAAACCUCUACAGAAUCAUUCUAGAAAUUACACAACAUUGACUGCCUUUUCUUAUGACGAUUUCGAUUCAUUGGAUGAAGACACAGAUGACGAAACUGACAAGCAUUUAUGCGAAAUGACGGCUGCUGUCGAUUUGGGAGAAAAUAAUAUAGAUCUCCCUGUAGGAAAUAAAGAAUCGAAUGUAGAGGCCGAAAAAGAAAUCUCCAUCCCUGCAAAUAAUGAUGCAAAUAUUCGACAUAAUCAAGAAUGUCCUAUGGAAUCAUCAAUGGAAGAUAAUGUUUUCUCCAAAGAUAUGGAUAAUGUAACUUCACCUAGUUCGCCUUCUUUCGUGGGAGAAGUAUUGGAUUCAGUGUCUCCAGCACUAUCUAGUACACCUAGAAAAUCAUUGCCAAAUGAAACUGUCGUUACUCCAUUCAGUUGUGCUAAUCUAUCCGAUUUAACAAAUGAUGUUUUAGGAUGGAAUAGUGAUUUGAAAGCCACACCAUACAUAAAACAAGAAGAAAAAGAAGUAAAUGAAGUCGUAUCAAAAGUGGAUUAUUUAAGAUUAUUAGAUGAGAUGGAGGAACUUCGUCAAGAACUAGAUUUACUACGUCAAAAUGCUCAACUUUCACAAUUAUCACAUAGUAAUAUUCCAAAAGCAGUUAUAAACAAUAGCACGCAUUUAACUAGUGAUAACAAGCUUUACAAACCCGGUUUAACAACUCAAUUGUUGGAGUUAAAAGAUGAGUUGGUUUCAACUUCUAAUGAACCUUCUUCACAAAAACCAAGUAGUUUACUACCAACAUUACCUCCAGGAUCAACUCGGUUAUAUGAUUGGUCUUUAAAUAAGAGUGAUUUACAACUAGAAAAUGAAAUGAGUGCAAAUAACUCCAGUGACUCUGAAACUAGUACUGAAAAACCUACUCCUGUUAAAACAUCUUUAUCUCCUUGUGAACAUUGUAUAGAGCUUCAAGCAAAAAUUAUGGCUUAUGAAGCUAUACAUGCAGCACAAGAAGAUUUCUGUACAGAAAAAAUUAUUGAACAAUCAAUAUUGAAUACAGAAGCUGGUACACAAUGCGAUGAGACCCUACAAGAAGCUGAUAAUACAACUGAAAAUUACAAGUUAUUGCAUAUACCAAAUAAUGACAUAUUUACACAGACAGAUCCUGAGGUUAAAAAUGUAUUAUCACAUUCUGUCUAUUUACAAACUGAUCCCAAUCUAACAGUGAAUGGUGAUGAUCAAAUUAAAAAUUAUACAGUUUGUCUAGAAUUUUAUCAUAAAAUGAUUUUGUCCAUAAUUGAUGUCAGUACAACAUUGAAACAUGAGUUAACUGCACGUAUCAAUGAUCAAUAUUCAUGGAUGAAUAAUGAUUUAUCAUUGGAUUGUGAUAUGAAAAAUAAUGAACAAGAGAGAAAGAAUGAAUUAAAAGUUCAACUUAAUGAUUACUUGAAUGAAUGUGAUCAUUUACUGGUUACCAAUGUUAUAUGCGAUACAAAAUAUUUAGAUCAUUUCCGAACAGAUUGCAAGUUUUUAACGUCUAUAUUUGGGCAGUUGUUGCCUGAAAUAGAUCGUCUUCUCACGUUAUGUAAAAUUGUAUGUGAAAAACUAAUUGAAUCAACAGAUAUAUCAAAAUUAAAUCAAGUUGAUGUUGAUAUUGAAAACUGUGAACUAGUUCGUAAUCUUCGUGGACAGUUACUUACCGCUCAUCAGUUGUUAACUGAAAAAUUACCUGUAGAUACAAAGAUUGCACUUUUGGAAACAUCUCAAAUUGUUGAAACAGAACGUAUUCAAUUGCAAGCUGAAAUGGAUCGUCGACUUUCAGAAUUUGAACGGAAUCAUACUGCAUCAUUGGUAGAGUUGGAGACAAAUCGACAUGAUCUGAUGCAACAACUUGAUGAAAUGGAAUUAAUGAAUCGUGAAUUAAAAAAUGAAAUAUUCUCAGUUCAACAAAAACUUCAAGCUAAAGAGAAAUUCCUCAAUGAGCAAAUAGAAGAAAGAGAACUAGAACGAGAGGAAUUCCGUAUCGAAUUAAAUCGUCUUAAAAGUGAACUUGAAAUGAAAAAAUCACAGGUGAUGUCAUAUAAAUUAGUGGAUACUAGUGAUACAGAUUCUUGUACUACACCGUUGAGUAUAAAAGAAACAGGACAAAAUAACUUCGUACCUCAUUGGAUAUCUGAUUUAAAAAUGGAACAUUUAUGUCAAAAUGAUUCUAUUAAACCAAAUAUUCAAACAUCUGUACAAUCUAAAUCACGGGAUAUUGUAUCAUGGAGUAAACCCAGUGAUUCUGAUGAUGAUAUAUUAAGCGGAAAUAUAAACAAUACAAUAACACAGAAUCAAUAUAAAUAUGUUGACCAACAAAAUGAUUGGCAACCUUAUACAGUUCCAACAAUCAAUAAGCACAGUAAUUUCAUUGAUUCCGAGACAAAUACAUCUGAAAAUUACGACAUUCAAAAUUAUUCAGAUGAGAUUGAUACCAAGCAAGUAAAAGUAAUUAAUGAUUCUAAUGCUCAUAUACAACAGCAUCAAGUGAAUUUAUGUGAUGCUUGUACGCAGGUUGAAGUGAUCAAGUUUGAUAAGUUUGUAGAAGCAACCAUUGAUUCUGUUGAUAUGGAGGUGCAGAUCGCUAUUGAUGAUGAGGUUAAAGACCUCGGAACAGCGAACUCACGUGAACAACUAAAUUUAAUACCAUCAAAUCCUAACGAUAAUAUAAAUCAUUCGGAUAAUACCCGUUAUUCUAAUCAACCUACUCGAACUACAAAAACAACAACUCGUUCUCGUACCUGGAAUACAACUUCAGCCGCUGCUAUACUUAGUCAUAUUGUUGUAAAAGAAGAGGAAGAAGAAUCAAUUGUGACUAUUGUAGAUGAAUCAGAUACACCUAACAAUAGUACAAUCAAUAAUAAUAAUCAGAAGUUUUAUCAAGAUCAAAUUGAAAAAUGUAAAUUGGAAAUUUCCAAUUUAAGAAAACAACUUGAUCGAAUAAAUACAUGCCAAAAAGAAAUGGAACAAACGAAACAAUCAUUGGAAUUUAUACAACAAAAGCAAGAUAAAGGUAUCCAAACUAUGGUGUUUUGUCCAAAUCUAUCUAACGAUGUCAGGUUAAAAACUUCACUAACUCAUCAUAUUUCAUCAUCUAUUCAUAGAAUGCAUCAUCGUUCUUUACCGGCUUUGUUCUCACCAUCAUUCUCUUCAAAUAAUGAAGACACUGGUGUAGAAAUGUCUCAAGGUCUUUUAGACUUAGAGAGUAUUGAAUCUACAACUCCAUCAACUGCAAAAUCACCAAUUAUUCAAGAUUUAAUUUUAAUGAAACAUGACAAAUGUUCUUCUCCCGAAGAUGAAAAUCUGCAGACUUUGAUGGGAUCUCCUAUUUCUGAUAAAGAUGAUGAAUUGGAAAAUGAAAUUCCAGAGAUAAUGCUUUCAUCAGAACAUCUGGAUGUUACUCCAAGUUCAUGUGUUUCAGAGAACGCUUGUUGUAAAAUUCCUGAUUCCGUUGACUCUGAUCCUCAAACUAUAUGUGCUAUAUCCAACAGUAAUGUUGAAAAUCCAGGAGCUGUGGUUUCAUUGUCUGAGGUUUCAACGUUAAUUGAACAGCUUAUGGAAUCAGAAGUUCUUAUUAAAGCACUACGUAAUGAAAUUAGUGGUCUCACAAAAUACCAACAAAUGGCACGUAAUCAAAUCUAUAUUCGGAUUACUGAAUGUCCUACAUUAAUGGCAGUGAACGUCGUCUGCAAAUAUCUAACUGAUAUCGCAACUGAUAACGUAAUCUUUAUGAAUGAAUUAUAA
This is a messenger RNA of Schistosoma mattheei, 4410 nucleotides long. NCBI's taxonomy places the organism in Eukaryota, Metazoa, Platyhelminthes, Trematoda, Strigeidida, Schistosomatidae. The record is from the annotation of a GenBank genome assembly.